AUGGGACCGGGAGCGACACCGGGAAAGGCACAGACGGCGGGAGAAGGCCUGGUCGUGGCUCUGUGCUGGCUCGGUGCGGGGCUGCUGCUACUGCUGCUGCCCGGCGCCGGGGGUGACUGCCAGCAGCCCCCAAGGUUUGUCUUUGCUGAGCCUCCUGUGCCCACGCAGCCCUCCUACUCCGUGGGGACCAGGCUGAAGUACAGAUGCCGCCCAGGGUACACCAUGGACAAGGACAAGUCACCCCUGGUCACCUGUGACACCAACUCCACCUGGGCUGCCCAGCCUGACUUCUGCAUCGGAAAGUCGUGUGGCCCACCAGAGCUCACAAAUGGCAACUUUGAGUUCACAACCAACCUCCUGUUUGGGUCAACAAUAACCUACACCUGUAACUAUGGGUACCGAUUGGUUGGGAAGCCAACUGCCACCUGUGUGCUUGAAGGCUCUCAAGUUUCCUGGGACAACAUUCCAUACUGCACCAUUAUUCCCUGUUUACAACCUCCCAAGAUAGAGAAUGGGCAGGUGACUGAUGGGGAAGGAGACUUCACCUUUGGCAUGACUGCAACCUACAGCUGCAACAAAGGUUUUGCUCUUAUUGGAGAGGCCACAAUUCACUGCACAAUGGAUGAGAACCUUGAGGGAGUGUGGAGUGGUCCAGCCCCUGAAUGCAGAGUGGUCAGCUGUAAGAACCCAGAAGUGCCCAAUGGGAAAAGGCUGUCUGGCUUUGGCACCAAGCACACAUACAAAAACACAGUGACAUUUGAGUGCCAGCCUCAUCACCUGCUGAGUGGCAGCAGUGUAGUUACUUGUGAAGCAGACAGUAACUGGAAUCCACCUCUGCCAACGUGUGACCCAAUCUACUGUGGUCCUGCUCCACAAUUCCCCUUCGCCAAGCUGCUGCUGGCUGUUGGUGAGAGCUCUCCUGCUGGAACUGUGCUGAGCUAUCAGUGUAAGCCAGGCUAUGCUGCAGCAGGAGGAAAGUCCUCUGAUGUCACUUGUCUGGAUAACACAACCUGGUCUGCAGACCCAGACUUCUGUACCCGGCAGCACUGUCUUGCUCCCACCAUAGCCAAUGGGGAUGUGGAUGCCAAGGAGUUCCUCUUGGAGUCAGUGGUGGUGUUCACCUGUCGGCCUGGGUAUAAAUUAAAGGGUUCAUCCUCUGCCAAAUGUGUGGUGUCAGGAAGUGGAGUGGAUUGGGAUACAGCACCUCCAUCCUGUGAAAGACAGCUCUGUGGAGAGCCUCCCACCAUUGACAAUGGGCUGCACAAUGGCACCAAGGCCACAGCCUUUGUCCAUGGCUCUGUGGUAGUUUAUAAGUGCAAGGAUGGCUUCACCCUUGCUGGAGCAGCCUUUCUGCAGUGCCUUGCAGGAGAGCGAGACCAGGGAGUCUGGAGCAGGCCUGCUCCUGAAUGCAGAGGUGGAGCAAACAUCAUCAUUGUUGGACUCUUUCCUCUCCUCCUGGCAAUGCUGAUUAUGAACAUCUAG
Molecule: messenger RNA, 1482 nt
Organism: Indicator indicator
Lineage: Eukaryota; Metazoa; Chordata; Aves; Piciformes; Indicatoridae
Product: complement receptor type 1-like
Exons: 12
Coding region: 1-1482 (493 amino acids)
Biological process (GO): negative regulation of complement activation, classical pathway
Source: RefSeq, a predicted model, not a curated record